This is a messenger RNA of Orbicella faveolata, 1217 nucleotides long. Its product is annotated as 40-kDa huntingtin-associated protein-like. The record is from RefSeq and is a predicted model, not a curated record. Gene Ontology annotation, molecular function: protein binding. Gene Ontology annotation, cellular component: early endosome. NCBI's taxonomy places the organism in Eukaryota, Metazoa, Cnidaria, Anthozoa, Scleractinia, Merulinidae. Gene Ontology annotation, biological process: vesicle cytoskeletal trafficking.
UACCCGUACCCCGGCAGGCUUCGCGGGAAAAAGUGUUAUGGCGGAUGGCUGAUCGAUUGAGGACUCUUGAAAGCUUUGGCAAAAAGAUACUAUGGAUCGUGAUUUUGACGUUUUAGGUCAGUACCGUGCUAUUGCUUCAAAGCUAAAGAGGCGUUUCCUCAAAAAACCCAAUGUUUCUGAAGCGAGCGAUCAGUUUGGUUCUCUGGCCAAAGAAUUGAAACGACAGGACUGUCCACAAUAUGCCGGCUUUUGCAGUCUAGCAAAAGCGAGAUGCGAAAAUACGCUUUCUAACGCGACUGGAGAAGUCGAGGCACUUACCGAAGCAGCAAGAUUGUUUUUGGAAGCGGAGAAAAAUUGCGUGGAACUGAGGUGUCCUGCGUUUGAGGAACACUUGACCGAGGCAAUACACCUUUUCAACCAGGCGAUCAAGACACAUUGUGCUCAGGGGAACUCUGCACUAGGGGCUUGUUUGUGUCUGGAAAUAGGGGACGCCUUGAGACACAUGAACCGGCCCCACGAGGCCAUGGUCCAUUACCAGCAUGCGGCAGAGUUACAGCAUCAGAAUCCCAUAGAUGCUAUACAAUCCAUGACUUUAGUAGCAUCAUGUAAAAUUGAGACAGGUGAUUUUGAUGGUGCCUUGUCUGUGCUCACCGAGAUGGCCUAUUUUGCUGAGGAGCGAGGAGCCAUGGGCCAGCAACAAGGCAAACUACAAGGCCCAUAUCAAGAGAUCUUAGCACGCUGUGAAAUUGGGCGUGUCCUUCUAUUGAUGUUACUCCAACCGACACCACAACGUAUUCGUCCUCAGCAUGCUCAGAUAUUGGAGAAGUAUUCAGAGGAAAGUGACCUUGCCAAGUACCCAGUGGAUUAUAUGAACAAAGAUCUGUAUCUGUUGCUUCAGUCAGUAGUGAUGGUUUGUCAGUCACAUGAUGUAGAAGCCCUGAAGGAGCUUGAAAAGGAACUCUGGUCAUAUCUUGAACCUGAACAACAGCACCUGCUUCAUCUUAUCACUUUAAAAAUGUCAAAUAAAGGCGAAUGAUAGACAUUUUUAAGGGCUUUUAAUUACCAAUAAAACCUGUCAAAAAGGUUGUAGCCAGGUUAGUUGGUAGCACUUCGUUAAUAACAGGGUUUGUACGGGUCCUGGAGAACCUGGAAAGUCCUGGAACUUUAUUGUGGUAUUUUCCAGGACUUUCCAGUCCUGGAAAAGGGCUACUGGUCCU